AUGACCGAAUGCAUUCCUGAGGAAGUGGGGUGCCUCCGCCAGCUGACCGUGGUCCUCAUGUCUGUGUCUUCUGCGGUUGGAGUCGUGGCCAAUGGGCUGGUGAUCUGGAUGACCCUUUUCCGCAUGGCCCGCACUGUCACCACGAUUUGGUUCUUCAACCUGGCCCUGGUCGACUUCACUGUCUUGCUGUCUCUGCCCAUUGCCACAUACACCAUGGCCACCGGCCAGUGGCUCCUGGACGAAGUGGCCUGCAAGCUCUACAUGACCUUCUUGGCACUCAAUUUCUUCACCAGCAUCUGCCUCCUGGUCAUCAUCUCUCUGGACCGCUGCAUCUCUGUCCUCUACCCCGUCUGGUGCCGCAACCAUCGCACUGUGCAGCGAGCAGUGUGGCUGGCGGUGGGCGUGUGGCUCCUGGCUGCUGUCACGUGCAGUCCAUACUUGAAAUUCCGGACCAUUGGCAAAGAGAACGAGUGUUUCUACUGCUACUUCAAGUUCGACAUAGAGAAAAAGCAGGAGGAGAGUUCCCAGGAUUGGGAUCAAAUGGUUUUCAAGAGGCGUCUGACGGUGGUCAUCGUUCACUUCCUGGUGGGCUUCUUGGUGCCCUUGGUGGUCAUCAGUACCUGUGCCCACCUCAUCCGCACCAAACUCCGGGGAGAAGGCUGGGUCCAUGCCAGCCGGCCAAAGAGGCUGCUGCUGGUGUUGGUGAGCGCCUUUUUCAUCUUCUGGUUCCCGUUUAACGUGGCGCUCUUGGUCCAGUUGGGGCAACUGCAAAACGAACCCAAGCCCAAGAUGCUGCUCAUCCUCUGGGCAACCUUCUCCCUGGGCUGUCUCAACAGCUGCCUCAACCCUUUCCUCUAUGUCUUCAUUGGCAGAGAUUUCCGGGAAAAAUUUUUCCAGUCUUUGCCUUUUGCCCUUGCCAGGGCUUUUGGCGAGGAGGGUUUUGUCUCAGCCUGUCCCCGAGGCGAAGCCCUCAGGGAAUGAGGCAAACCUGCAGGUGAAAGCUGGGAAUCCUCCUGCUUAGUUUCCAGCCCCUGCCCUAGAGACUCCCGAGACUCUGCCAAAUCCUGCCUCUUCUUUCAGGAAGUCUUCCUGGCAACGUCUUAUCUAAAUCUCUCCAUUAGAGACAUCUACUGUAUCCCCAGUAUCCACGCUACCCUUCCUUUAUCCUAAAACUCCUGUUUGUUUUAAACUAUGUACAUGAUUAGCCUGGGGGACAGGGAGAGGACUACAUUUCCCAGUGUCCCUUGCAACGAGAUUGCACCACCUGACAACGUUCUGGCCAAUAGGAUGUGCGUGAAAGGAAUCCAUGUCACUUCCUUGAAGUGCCCCUAACAGAGAGUGCUUGCCUUCCUUCCUUCCAUUUCCCCCUUUCCAUUGUCUAGAAUGCAGAUGUAUCAGUUACCUUGGCUGUGUAACAGAUACCCCCAGGCUUAGAGGCUUAACAUCAUAACCUUUUAUGAUUUCUUUGGGUCAUCCACUUGGGCUGGGCUCAGCUGAGCAGUGUUCGGUUUUACCUGGGCUUGCUCAGGCAUUUGUGGUCAGCUCUGGGUCAGCUAAGUGACUCUGUUUCUGGGCGGCAGAGGCUGGCUUUCAGGUAGGGUGAUGGGAUUGACUGAGCCCUGUCGUCCAGGAGGCUGCUGGGGGCUUUUUCAUUGGGUGGUUAGGGAGGCUUCCGGGGCGGAGAGGGGAAGCAUAAGACUUACACUUGACCCUUAGCACAACGUGACUAGUUUCAAGGGCUGGGGAGAUAGAUCUCACCUCUCAAUGGGAAAAUCUGCAAAGUGACAAUUUAAAGGAGCAUAGAUACAGGAAGGCACCCAGCACUGGGACCACUUUGACAACCUGCCACAGCACGUGCGGUGGUGAACCAUGUGGAAAAUGACCGUGACCCCAUACGAGGCCUGGAAUGCUGACAUCCGCGCUGU
Molecule: messenger RNA, 1925 nt
Organism: Phacochoerus africanus (Common warthog)
Lineage: Eukaryota; Metazoa; Chordata; Mammalia; Artiodactyla; Suidae
Gene: GPR32
Product: G protein-coupled receptor 32
Biological process (GO): phospholipase C-activating G protein-coupled receptor signaling pathway; complement receptor mediated signaling pathway; positive regulation of cytosolic calcium ion concentration
Cellular component (GO): plasma membrane
Molecular function (GO): complement receptor activity; N-formyl peptide receptor activity
Source: RefSeq, a predicted model, not a curated record